Messenger RNA from Rattus norvegicus (Norway rat), 18241 nucleotides. It is a transcript of the gene Rad51b, whose product is annotated as RAD51 paralog B. NCBI's taxonomy places the organism in Eukaryota, Metazoa, Chordata, Mammalia, Rodentia, Muridae. Gene Ontology annotation, biological process: double-strand break repair via homologous recombination; DNA repair. The record is from RefSeq and is a predicted model, not a curated record. Gene Ontology annotation, cellular component: nucleus; Rad51B-Rad51C-Rad51D-XRCC2 complex. Gene Ontology annotation, molecular function: DNA binding; ATP binding; ATP-dependent DNA damage sensor activity.
GUAUCAACCAACCAGCGGCCCAGAUAUUGCGGCUCGCACUUUCGCGGGUAAUUGUGUGAGGGUGGGGAACUUUGAAAUUUCUACGCUGCUGACCUGUUCAGGAAAGAGUUGCCACUGGAAAUGCAUCUUGAAGAUUACCUUACCAAAUGAAAUUUGCUAAUAACACUCAGUAUCUCAAGAUGUGAUAAGUGAUGGCUAGUCGUGGUAAUCAGUUUGAUACUUGACACUUGGGAGAAGAGGGAAUCUCACUGAGCAACUGUCUCCAUCAGAUGGGCCUGUGUGUGUAUCUGUGGGGACAUCUUGAUCACUAAUAAUUGAUGGAAGAGCUCUUGGCUCACUGUCAGUGGUCCUUUCCGUGAGCCAGAGUGCCUGAUUCUUUGGGAAACCUGGAAAUAUGAGCAGCAAGAAACUGAGGAGGGCGGGUUUGUCUCAAGAGCUGUGUGACCGUUUAUGCAGAUAUCAGAUUGUUAACUGUCAGGACUUUUUAAAUCUCUCCCCACUAGAACUUAUGAAAGUCACUGGCCUGAGUUAUAGAGGUGUCCACGAGCUUCUGCAUACAGUAAGCAAGGCCUGUGCCCCACAGAUGCAAACGGCUUAUGAGUUAAAGACACGAAGGUCUGCACAUCUCUCACCAGCGUUCCUAUCUACUACCCUUGGUGCUUUGGAUGAAGCACUGCAUGGUGGUGUGCCUUGUGGAUCUCUCACAGAGGUUACAGGUCCACCAGGUUGUGGGAAGACCCAGUUUUGCAUAAUGAUGAGUGUCUUAGCUACAUUACCCACCCGCCUGGGAGGAUUGGAAGGGGCGGUGCUGUACAUUGACACAGAGUCUGCGUUUACUGCUGAGAGACUGGUCGAGAUCGCAGAAUCCCGCUUUCCACAGUAUUUUAACACUGAGGAAAAGUUGCUUCUGACCAGCAGUAGAGUUCAUCUUUGCCAAGAACUCACCUGUGAGGGACUUCUGCAAAGGCUUGAAUCUUUGGAGGAAGAGAUCAUUUCGAAAGGAGUUAAGCUUGUGAUUGUGGACUCCAUUGCUUCUGUGGUCAGAAAGGAGUUUGACCCGCAGCUUCAAGGCAACAUCAAAGAAAGGAACAAGUUCUUGGGCAAAGGAGCGUCCUUACUGAAGUACCUGUCUGGGGAGUUUUCAGUCCCAAGAAUGUACUUCACCCUCCAAGUGCCUCCAUGUUGAGCUGGCCAGAAGCUUCCAGGACCAGUCUUCUUAGAUGAAGAUUUUAUUCUGUAGGCUCAUUGAUUACAUCAGUGGCCAUGGGUAAACUUUCAGGCCCUUUCUCCUUUCAGGAGGUGUAGGUGUGUGAGUCGCUUUCCUCAUAGUUGGGGCACAGAAGUCCCCAUCUUGAAGCUCUUUGGGGCUUGCAGCCACCAGUCCUCUCAUCACACUGAGGAUACUUUCAUCACCUGAAGAGUCCAAGGCUUUAUCUUAGAAAAAAAGGGGACAAACCCUACGUCUAUAUUUUAGACUCAUGCUUUUGUAAUCUCUGUUUUCUAUGUUGGAGUGUCAUGUAUCUACUGUGUCAGUGGGGACUUGUUACUCCUUUUGGACUUGACAUGCCCCACCCUUAUUUUGGGGGAUGCCACCCUCCUAAUAACAUGCCUGUGAGUGCUUUGUGGGGAGUUAGAUUUCCAAAUGGAGUCUGUUUCCCAGAAGAAAGGGGUUGGGCAUCAGUCAGGAACAAUUGUUGACUACAGUAUCUGGGUAAGGCUUACAGGGUAGGCCUGAGUUGAGUCAGUACACGGGUAAAUUGUGGUAUUUCUGAGAAAGGAAAGGUCCCGGAGGAUUUCUUAGGAAGGAAUUCCUUGCUGCUUGUUUUCCAUCUACUUUGGCAAUAGCUGACUGUUUCAGGACGGAUUCCUCUAGCUUUAUGGGCCUCAGUCAUCUUUGCUGGAGGGAAGCGAUGUCAAGAAAGAGUGAUGUCAAGGAAAAUAAGGGCCCUACUCGCCUGCAGCCUUAGUCUCGCCCACUAAGCCUCCUGCCAGAGACACAUAAAAGGCCUUCCUCUUGACUUAUGGGGCAAAUGUGUCAUUCUUACAUAAUACAUAAAACAUGUUUCAGAUUGCAUACUUGUACCACAGGAGUUUGGUUCUUCUUGUUAGUAUUGUCUAAAGUUACAACAUGUAAAAACUCUUUAUCCUACUUUCUAAGCCUGCCAAUAGGGAAAAAAAUAUCUUAAGGAACAUUUCCUUUUGGAGCCUGGAGUGUUUUUCCUCUCUAGCUCUGAUUUAAAGAGAAUAUGUAAUUUAGACAUUUAAAUAAGAAUAGGGGAAGUGGCCAAACCUUUUUAAUAGACUAGUUAAAAUACAUGAAUGUUUCUGUCAGUGAGAACCCAUGCAGAGCAGAGUACCCCCGGCUUCCCCCACUGACCCCUGGUAGGGCUUGUUCCUCUCAUGAUGAGUUGUAAUAUCUCUUGGGUAUCUCUUUUCUCCCCUCCCCCUUCUGACUCUCUCUCCUGCUUCAGAAAGGAUAUAGAAUUAUUCAUCCAGGACACAGGAGUAUUAGACUCCUCCAGUCCUUUUUUUUUUAAAUUUAAUUUUUCUCCACUUGGGAACACUGCAGCUGAUCUCACUCCCUUUAUCCUCUAAAGGCUUCAGCCCUCGUUUCAGGCAAACAACUAUGUACUUGGCAGUCCUGCUCUGGGCUGUGGCUGUUGGGCUAGUCUAGCAACGGCUGCCUUGAGCAGUCUCUAGACAGUGAACUGAGCGUGUUAAGGCGCUUUCUUUCUCUGCAGCUCAGCAGCAGCCAGCUUGGGCCCACGCUGCUGCUUCUUGCAGACAUCUUCAUCUCAGUCUGUCACGGUGUCCUGCAGUGCGUCUUUCAUUAGUAGUGUCAACCCGUAAGGUGACAGUCCCAAGCUUCUUCAGAUUUUACCAAAUGCUCCGCUGAGUUUAAUACCUCACAGCAAACUUUGAGGGAGGUGACUGGGGCUCUUCCUCAGCUUUAGUUGUUUAUUGCAGUCGUACCCGUGGACCCUGGUUACUGAUGCUGAGGCAGGAGGACAGCUGCAUCCUUGCGUCUUCUUGGACUGUGAUCAAGUGUUGGGCACAUUCUUGUAGGUAGAGGAGAGGAGAGCACACUUAGAUUUUUGUUUCAUAGGAUUUAAAGUUUCUAUUAAGUAAAAGGUCUCUAUAUCCUUGUAGUUUUUAUCAGAAGAAAGUAACUACUGGUAAGCAAAAUCACUGUAUGUUUAAGUGCACGUAUUUAUCAUUGGUAACGCACAGCUUGGUUAUAAAGGUUAAAGGGCGCAAUGAGAGUGUCUGAUGCUGCCAGGAGAGCAAGCUCAGUCAAGCAAACAGAAGUUCAUUCCUGUGGCUGAUUUCAGGUUCCUGCACCUUAGGGACAGAAGGGGCUAAACUACUAGGGGGUGCUUCUUACUUAGAAAAUGGGAUGCCUUCCAUUCCUGUCACAGUGGUCAUUGUGGCAAAAGCAGUUGCCAGUGACAAUAGCUGGUGGCAGUUCCUGAAACCUAAGAAAGGUCUCAACCAAGAGAAAGGAAGAAACAAGGCAAAGGAGAGAAAAAUAUGAAGGCAAAAGAAGAGAAGAGAAAGUAGCAGACAGUCGUGAAGGAGGUGAUUAAAGGACUCUGCCCUCAGGAGUAUGGCGUCAGUACCAUUUGCUGCUGGUAAUUGGGUUUGGUUCUUGCUUAUUCAUAAGCUGACACUUAUGGAGGGAGAGUCAGGAUUCCUGACUGAAAUACUGUGGAGGACAGGAUGUCGUUCCCAGUCUCUCAGACUUAGGGAGUAGUGUCUGCGUGUGUCUCUGAAAAGUACUCAGUUGUUUCUCCAUCGUGGUGAAUUACUUUAUAGUAAUGUCCUCUAGUAACUUGAAUUGUUUUUAUAACCAUCUUUGUAAGGCUGUGAGUGCUCCGUCCACCUCGGCUGAGCGAGUAAUCAGAUCUGAUUAGUUACGAUAUACCAGGCAUAAGAUGGCCUUGCACGGGGUCCUUUCUGAAGGCCUUAAUUGUGAGAUAUGCCAGGAAAGCCUCCCUGUAACAAGUUCAUACACCCGAUCACGUGUAAGCAAGUGCCUUGAAGUGUAAGACACAGCUUAUUUUUAGGGGUACCCAGAAGACAGGGUGGGGUGCCCAUCCUGUAAAUAUAUUUUGUUUUCAUAAAUAUGGAUUCUGUUGCUUUGUCAUGCAUACAUAGUCUAGGUGGUGGUGUCUGUUCCUGAAAUAAUAGGGGCUAGAGACACUGACUAGGCUUUUAAAGCCCUCAUUACAGAGACAAGCUGUGGAUUCAGUCAAGACCACGUCGGCAAAGACACAGAGAGUCAUUUCCCUGUAGCUGAACUCAACCACACCAGAGACUACUGUGUGAAUCAGGAUUUGCUCGCCCUCGCCCUCACCUCAGGCAAGAAAACUGCUGUAAGUGCAAGGGCAGGUUGUGUCUUCCAGAAAGGCCAAAGGAGAGAGACCAGGAAGAGAGACACCCUUUCUGAACCAAAGCAAAGCAAAGUGAACCAAACCACAACCCCCAAAACAGGUAUUCAUUGAGUGCCAGGGUUAUUAUAUUUAACACUGUAAAUUAGGAAAUAAACACCAUUUCAGACCCUUAAAUGCAUACUAUUUUCUAAAGAACAAAUUUUGGAAUCUUUAAAGAACAGAAAAUUUAAAAAUAGGUAGAGGUGGUUUUUUGUUUUGUUUUGUUUUGUUUUGUUUCUCUUAUAUCCCAUUCAGGCUGGCCUUGAACUUGCUGUGCUGAUCCCCCUUCCCCUCCCUUCCAAGUGUUGGGAUGCAGUUCCAGUCCUGUGCCAUGCUGUGAACUGGGGCAGUAAGAAAAGAAUGGCUGUUUUCUCCUUUUGUGGCACAGGCAAGAGAUACUGUUAGAAAUGUUGCUAAGUGAAGGACAAACUAGUUCUAGCAGGAAUGAUGAGUCAACAUCCUCAGAGACAUUCCCUUACAGGUAGUCAGUAUCAUAGCUGCUGCUGCUGUUCCUUUCCUUUAGGUGCAAAAGAGUAUUGAGACUGUCACUUAGGUUCAUAUUUUAAUGGGCUUGGGUAGGUGGGAAAAGUGGAAUGUGUCUUUGGCGUGGUGUGAGUGGUCAUGUCUCCCACUAGUAACUGGGUUGCUGUGAUGCGUGUGGAACUGCACACUGACAUGGUGUGAUCAUGUCUACCCACUGGCCACUCUCUUGUUAUAUUUCAGGCAGCUUUUCCUGGUCCCCCUUGCCACACCUUUAGCCUGAUGUCCAAACACAGUGGCAAUCAGGAUAUGUUUAAUGUUUAUGUUAUGUAAAUAAGGAUUGGAUGUGGCGGGCUAGUUAGAGGCACAAUGAGUGCUUCCUCCUUUUUUGCCCUAGCAGUUGACUGUUAACAGACCUUUGAAGAAGUUGUUCUUUUCCCUCAAGAUCUUCCCCUCAACUUGGCCAGCGUGAUGCUCAGUGUGGACUUGUGACUCUGGCUUUUCAGUUGUGCUAUGUGAGAAGAUACUGGCUUUGUGACUAGCCUGCGGUGUGCUGCAGUUCUUUAAAAUGUACCUAUUUUCAAUCCUUCAGCUAGGUGUGGUGGUGUGACUACAGCUGCUCCAGGGCCUGAGGCAGGAAGGAGGAUUGUGAAUUUAAGACUGGCCUGGACUAUAUAAUAAGAGCCUGCCUCAAAAUCAAACAUGAUAGAAGAGAGGGAUGGAGGAUGGAAGGGAAAAAGAAGAGCGACAGAUACCCUUUGAUUGGAGUCUUGUGUCCUGCUUAAAUUCUUCAGGCACUUUCUCCUGGACUCCUGUCCACACCCAGGAAGAUAUCUUAGCUUACCAUUUUAGUCAUGUGCUUUAAGCAGUGAAGGCAUGAGUCAGGGAAGGUUACGAUAAUGAUUUUUUGGGAGGGGGUUCCUGCAGCCUUAUUUAGAGUCUGAAAUGGCACUGUCAGUUUUGCUCCUUGGAGAAAUUUGUAACUGAGAGAGUGUUGCAUAAGGCUGACAUAAUUGAGGGUGUAGGGUUCCUUUAGAACACAGCCCCCAAGAGACUGUUCAGUAGAGAAUGUAAAGAUGCUAAGAUGCUAGUGGAACUCUUUGCUGCCAAGUCACAGGGCUGUCCCUUCCAGUUUACCAGUUUGUGUAUAGUCUGCUGUGUAGUGAUGCUGUUCUUCAGUAACCCUACCCCCUUUUUAUGGUCGUAAUGUCCUGUUAGCACUUGUGGUUAAGAAUAGCUCAAACUAAACUUUCAUGUGUGAAUGUGUGCUUGUCCGGACUAAAGGUCAGCGGUGUGUGACUAAGGAAAUGGUCUGUGUUUUAUCUGGUGUUAUGAGGUGGUGAGAUGGCUAUUGUAUUGAUUGCAGGCUAGGGAGGUAAUUGGUAAACAUGGGCCUGGGGAUAGGAAGAGGUGUCUUAGAUAAGAAAAGCAGUGAUCAAAGGAUCUGUAUUUGCUGUUGAUCAGCUCUGACUGUGAAGCAUCUGAGGCAUUUGGGCUGUAAGUUGAGAGAUUAGCUGAGAAACACUGACUUAGUACUCAGCCAGUUGCUAUGAACUUAGAGCAAGUCAGCCACGUUCCUUGUCUUUAGGGACAUAGACUUGCUGAGACUACAGAGGCAAUUACUUAAAAACCAUGCUGAGGUAAAGGCUUUCUCUUUUAGAAUCCUGUUUCAGUAUGAAGCACAGACAACAGAGAACACGGGAGAAAUGGCAGCAAACUCAUUUUAGGUACAUGUCUGUACCCAACAUGUGAUAUGCGUCACAUUGCCCUGGGGAAGAAGCUGUAGAAAUGGAGCAGACAAUUGUGCGUCUGUAGUAUAGAGGCUGUGUAGAUCCCUUACCAGACACAAGAUUCCUUAAAAGAAAUCCCAAUAGCUGUGGCCCAAAUCAACUUUUUUAAAAGGCAAAAGUGAAAUUUAUGCACAAAUUCAGAAUACAUUCCCCUGUGGGAAGAUGGCUUCUGCUGCUGCUGUCGUGUCUUGUCUGCUAGGACUACUGUAGGGCAGCAUCUAUGCAGAGUAAGCAAUAACAUUCACUUCUGCAUGUUCUAGUCACUGAGCGUAGGAGACCAGUGUCUGAUGGGGUUGGCUGCUUGGUGAGGGUCCCCUCUUGGUGAUCGUGCUCUGAUGUGUCUGUUCCCAGCAUGGCAUUUCCACCUUUGAGACCUAAUCUAGCUAGGGACCUUUCAAAACUUCAUAGACAAAUACCAUCAUCCCAGGGACUAGGGUUUCAACAGAGAAUUUUGGGAGAGAUGUAAAAUUUUAGUCCACAGCAAAUUACCAGAUUAGAAAUAUUCUGCCCACCUCCAUCUUCCUUUGUCAUGGCUGAGAAUUAUACCUAGGGUCCUGGACAUGUCAGGCAAGUAUUCUGCCACUGAGUUACAUUACUAGUUUUUCAGACAGGAAAAAUGCAAAUUAAAAAAAAUAGUUGGCAGGUUCAUAGGCAUGCAUUCCAUAGCUAUACCUUAUAACCUACACAGUGUGUAUAUGUGUGUGUAUGUGUGUGUGUUCUUUUGCAUUUAUCAAAUGUUUUAUUUUUUUGAAGCCAUGAUAUUUUGCUAGUUGAAUAUAUUCCAACUUGGAUUUUUUCAGAGCUUUUGCUUUUGCUAAGUUGCAGGAGAGAAUACUGAAGACUCUGGCUUAGCCAAACUAUUGUCUCCUAUCUUCCCACUUUUUAUAGCCAUUCACUUUUUUACUGUAAAAGUUACAGUCAUGCUUGCCUAGCAAGCGUAAGGCCCUGGGUUCGGUCCCCAGCUCCGAAAAAAAAAGUUACAGUCAGUGAAGGAAACUUAAUAAAAACUUAAGUAUGGAAAGUAGAAAGAGAUGGGUAGACUAACAAAAGGAGGGUUGUGCCUCCCACUGUAAUCUCGGAAACGCAACAACAUUGAUGUGGAACUCACUCUCCCAUGGUCUGUAUCCUGUGCGUUUGCCCCCAAAUUUCCAUGUACCCCACUCAGACCCAGCUUCCAGGUCAAAAGCAUUCUAGCUGGUCUGCCCCCAAGCCCAGACAUUUAAGUAUUCAUUACCUCAGCGAGUGCAUGUGUAUCUGUACGUAAUGAUGUUUGUGCUUGUCUACUUAGGGCUUUUGAAAUCUUUGCAGUUUUAGACUAACGGCAAACCCCCAGCCAAACAGAAAAGUAUGAUUUCCCCUUUUAUCUGUGUCCCGUGUUAUACAGAUGUUCCCUGAAAAUAGCAACAGUUUUCUGGGAAAGGUCCUGACAGAGUCUGUUCUCACCCUUUACCCUGGCUCUCCGAUUCAUGUUUCCUUCUUCCAGUGUGGUCAUGUGCUUGCCCGAGCCUGGCUCAUGAACCGUGUAGGAUAUUCGUGGGGUUUUGUUUUUUAAGCCAUACACUGUGCACAUGAUGCAGUAUUUAAUUUGGAACGAGCUCCAAGUUUAGACACACGUGCUUCUUGUGGUGUUUAUCUUGGAGUCCACAAGUAGGAGGAAAGUAUUUUUGCAUUUUAUACAUCUGGACACUGUUCAUGGUCUUUCUGUGACUUGGGAAUUGUGUGUGGGGCAAAAUCCAAGGAACAGUAUUAAAAUAACAUGGAGUCAUAAUGAGGUCCGAGUGCAGCCCCUUGAUGAGUAUUCUUCUGAUCCCAGCAGAGUUUGACUUUGGAUGUGGUGAACUUUUUCAGCUGUGUGGUUCACUGGUGGCCUGAGCAGAUUGGUGGACUAUAAAUUACCUGACACCCUCCCGUUCACUUCAUGUGCUGCUAGACAUGAAGUCUAAAAGUCUUUGACAAAUUUGGCUCUUUAAGGGGAAUAAUUUGACUUGAUUUUGUGUGGGGCAAGAUAGGCAAAGGGAGCACUGCUCAGUGCUGCUCUGCCUGCUAAUCCACUGCACUUUAUGAGAUCUUUUAGUUUCUCGCCAUUGUUCUUCUGCUCCUCCCUCAGUCCAUGCAUCCAGAACUAUAAUGAUCCCUAGACCAUCUCGGGCUGUGGGUGAGGGUUGAGGGCGAUGUCAGUGAUGGUGGUGUCCAUUGUGUCUGCUAACCUUAUGAUCUCACACAAGAAGUUGUCAUUUAAAACAGGGUGAAUGUGAUGUGGUACAGUGCCACCUUUUGGAUGGGGGUCUGCUAGAAUGGGGCAGGUGAGAGAGGCAUUUAGAAUGUUGCUGCUCUGAGGAAGAUUGCAUAAGGACAGUGUUGCUUCCUUGUCAGCCUGGUUUUCUUUAAUUUUCACAUUUCUCCUAUAAUGUAAUGGCAGAUAUAAGCUGGGGAGGCAGGAUAAAGCUUCAAGUGGACUUGCCCUUGAGUGAAAGAGGGCGGGCAAGUGUUGUUUUCUGUGCUGUCCAUCAUUUGGGUGUAAAACUGUUUGGAUCUUUACUUUCUAUAGAAGGGCUGUUUGCCUUUUUUCUUUCAAUGCACUAAAGGGAAGAAAAUCUAAUAAAGUAACUGAAUCUACUGGUUAUCAUUCCUGCAGAAUUUUCAAGUGUGUUUAAUAGUGGUCUCUCAUAUAACUAUAAAGAAAUAAAUAAUUGGAGAGGAAAGGUCAAAAUUGUGUUGUAGUUUGAGAACCAGAAGAGUCUGGGGAUGUUUGAGUGAUUGGGUAAAUUGCUCAGCUGGGAGCUGUUUCUUUUUGCUGCCUUUUGGGCCUUUCCUUUGGGACACUCCCCCCACCCCCUUACUUUUGUAAUGCAUUUUGCAACCUUCAGUUAGAAAAUAGCCAUCAGAAUUUAACCGCUAGUAAAUAAACACAUUCUAGUUCUAUGAUGGGAAUCACUAAGUAGCAGAGAACGGUCUGGCUUCAUUUGAAGAGAAAGAUUCAUGGUAGUCAUGGUAGUAACUCCGAGAGUUGACACCAGAAUCAUGUUUGUUUGGCGUGUUAAUGAGUCUAAGAGGAAAUGGUGAAAUCUGCUGAUGACACCAAAUUGUUUUGCUUGAUCCUAACAUGAGGUUUCUGGGAAGCUGCUUUGUAGUAUUAGAAAUAGUGGAAGGAUUGGGCAAUUUGGGGCAGACAUGCUGAACUCGAAGUGAUGGUUUUUGUGGAGCAGCCAGGGUACACCAAUGAAGUUGCAGAGCCUUGCCCUCUUGAGGGAACUGCUCUCUCCAGAAUGUGAAGACUGGGACAAAGAACAUUCUGGUUAGAAGCAACAGUGAUGUAAAAAUAUGGCAUUUGAGUGUCUUUUGGACACUCAGGUCAGUCGUAGUAUAUAGGAGUGGGUGUUAUUUCCCUUCAAAACAACCAUGGGAUAUUGUGUGCUUACUUUCUACACAUGCUUGCUUUUUUGAUGGGCAGGUCUAGCCCUUCCUAUAACCUUUUAAGUAUUUCCUGUGGUUUGUAGAUUAUUCUUCAUUUUUAAAUAGCCGGCUGUCUUUUAGAAUCUCAGUGACAGACUUAAAAUGUAAACGAGAUAUAAAGUAGUACAGGGAAUCGAUUGCCUCCAGGACUAAUUCUCAAGGAAAUGCCAUGAGAUAUUGCAAGGAUGUUUGUACAGCAGUAGUAGAAUAAGUUCUUCACUGAUACAGCUCACAAAUGUGACUCAUUGGGCUGUGUACAUUACAAAGGCCUGUUAACACACCCACCCUGUGAUAGGCUAUUGAUUCAUGGGACUGAAACCAGUGCAUUGUACGAGCCAAGAACACAUUACCACUGAGCCUUAACCCUGGCUCCACACGUCACACCUCUUUCACACUCCCCUUCUCCCUUUUCAAGCAUUAUUAGAAGAAUCGGGACAUUGUAUACUACUUAGAGGGUCUCAGUACACUGGUGCCUAGAAACGAAAAAGGUUCUGGGAGUUGAAAACAUAAGACAGCACUGUCACAGGCACUGUGGGCUGGCAGGCUGUAGGUAUCCUCACAUUAGGAAAGGAUUUGUGUGGUCGUAAACAACUGAAUGAAACACAGGAACAGGAGUCAAGAGGGCUGAGGGGGAGGAGAGCUUUCAGGCUCUGUGGUGGUGCCUUUGUUUUAUCUAAGCAGGGAGAAGAUGGGGCUGGCUCUACCUCCUGGAGUUGGAAUCCCUGGAGUAAUUUUGGAAAACCACUACAGAGAGUCAGGUAUCUAGAGGGCCAGAAAAGGACUUGUAUACAGAACAGGAAGACUUCAUUCCUUCCAUACUCUUCUGAGAUUAUUAUAAAAAAAUUAAAGUUUUCCAUUUACCAAUUGUAUACGUUCCUGUUUCAAAAGCCAUAAAGUCCUUUAAAUGUUUUAAUUUUGUGACACCCUUGUAUUUUCACAGUUCUCGGUCUUUAAACACUUCAAAUUGAAAAAUCAGGAGAACCUUUACCCAAAAGUAGAGGAAUUCUUUUGUGAGUAAUAUCCUGACUAAAUAGCCCAAGCCAACCCACCCUCCCCAACACACCCUCCCCUUCCCCCCAACCUCCAUGGGUCUAAAUGCAAGGCCUCAGACUAGUUCUAUCAGAUUCAUUGGAGGCCACUUGUUAAAAACAAAGAUCUCAUAUUCUAGGGCUGGUGAUGUAGCUCAGUGGUAGAGCUCUUGCCUAGCAUGUACUAGGUCAGUGUAGAGCUCUUGCCUAGCAUGUACUAGGUCAGUGUAGAGCUCUUGCCUAGCAUGUACUAGGUCGGUGUAGAGCUCUUGCCUAGCAUGUACUAACUAGGUCAGUGUAGAGCUCUUGCCUAGCAUGUACUAGGUCAGUGGUAGAGCUCUUGCCUAGCAUGUACUAGGUCAGUGUAGAGCUCUUGCCUAGCAUGUACUAACUAGGUCAGUGUAGAGCUCUUGCCUAGCGUGUACUAACUAGGUCAGUGUAGAGCUCUUGCCUAGCAUGUACUAGGUCAGUGUUCCAUCUCAGUAUUGCAAAAACUGAAACAAAGAGACAAAACGACACUGAAUUAGAGCCGUCAGGGAGUACAUUCUCAGCAUAAGAGAAUACUUGCUGAAAGUUGGUGUCAGCUCCACCCCCGACUCCUAACCGAGGGCACUGGGAAGGUGGAAGGGUGCUGGAGUAACAGAAACACUGUUAUUGUGGUUAGAAAGUUUACUCUGAAUGUCUGGUCAUUCACUAGCUAUGUGACUUAACCAAAAUAUCUAAUAACGUCUCAGUAGCUUAUAUUAUUUUCUAUAAAAUAGAUUUUUGGAUUUUAUUCCUCGGCACUGCAAAGGCAAAUCAACAGCAGCAGCAGCAAAGAUGCGAUUGUUACUGCUAUUCCCUUAGCAUACAAAGGAGCUCUCUGGUCUCUGAUGUGUGUGUGUGUGUGUGUGUGUGUGUGUGUGUGUGUGUGUGUGUGUGUGUUUAAUCCUCAGUCCUAUUUAAUAAGGAGGUGAAAAGAAAAGCCUAAGAAUAUUAUAUAAAUGUAUAUGCUGGGGGAAGACAGGUUUCUUUCAUUCUUUGGAAGAAGAUUUUCAAGUGGCAUUCUCAGUAUUCUACAUGCUCAGUAUUCUGUUUUCAUUUCUGCAGUGCUCUCUGGCCAAAAGAGCUGUGAUAGAGCAGACACAGUAGAUGGCGCUUUAGACUUAUUUUAGAGGAAAUUAGUGUACGGGUGUGGGUGGAAGGAGAGAUUGGAUAGUAAGCCCUGUGUUAAUAAGCCCCCCAAGACUACCUCCAUGUUGGCGCCUCUAAGAAGUAACUUUGUUUUGUUUUGUUUUGUUUUUGUUUGUUUUUUGUUUUUUGUUUUGUAUAGAUCUAGAGUAUAACUUCAGUAAAAAUCAAAGUCUUAGCUGGUAUAUUUGUGUGACUUUUGUCACUUGGAAAUUAUCUCUUGUGCUUCAAGCCAUAAGAAUAUAAAGGAGUUAUUUUCUUUUAAGACAUUUUCUUAUAUAUGAGGGUUUCCCCUAAUUUUCUUUGUUUUUUAAUAUUUCCAUGUCUUCCUAGUUUUUUCUGAACUUUUUUGUUAUCUAAUAAAAAUGUGGUUAUAAAGUUAGUUUGAAUAACAUCAAUUACAAUGUCAUAUUUUUUAAAUUCAAAUUUUCACAUUAAAUACACAUUCAAAUAGUAUGGGUCACAUUUAGGAUAAUUUAAUUUUAACUUUUAUUUUAUUAUGUGAAUGGGUGUUUUGCCUGCUUGUAUGUGUAUGCAUUGUGUGCAAGCUUGGUAUCUGUAGAGGCCGGAGGAAGGUGCCAGAUCCCUGGGAACUGGUGUUACAAUGUGGGUCUGGGAAUCAAAUCCUGGGUCCCCUUGUAGAGCAGCCAGAGCUCUCAAUGGCCGAGUCAUUUUUCCAGCUCAUAUAUAUGCAUAUAUAAAAAAAUCUGUGUUUUAUGUGGUUGGUCUUGUUUAAUCUUUGUAAUAACUGUGAGAACCAUUGUCCCCAUUUCUGGAUAAAUUGUCUCAGAGAUGCUCAAUAAAUCUCUAAAUUCUCAUACAGAGAGCUUGAACUGCAGCUGCUGUAGGAGUUUCAUCUGUGCACUGAAGUUACAGGUUUUGAGUACACACUAUGUGCGAGGCAUGCUAUAUGCUAGGCAUACCACAGGGAUCAAAACUAACAUGGGUAUUACCAAAAGGGACCUUGAAAUUAUUAACUGUUCAAUAGAGAGAUUUGGAAACUUGAUGCCUUGAGAGUGGGUUAAAAAAAAAAAACAAAAUAAAACACAGGAGGAUGGUCAGUAAAGCGCUUGCUGUGUAGUCAAGGGGACCUUAAUUAAUGAAAUCUGCUGCACUCACAUGAGGAGGUCGGUGUAGUAACUUGUGAUCAUAAUCUCAGCUAUGGGGAGACUGAUACAGGGAAGUCCAUGAGCUUUGCUGGCCAGCUAGCCUAGUCAAACUUACCAGGUCUGGGCCAAAUGAGAGGCCUUUGUCCUAAAAACCAAAGUGGAUCACCUGAGGAGCAUCUGAUUAACCUAUGGCCUCAAUAUACAUGCAUGUAUACUCAUGAGGGAAAGAAGGUCAGAUAGAUAGAUAGAUAGAUAGAUAGAUAGAUAGAUAGAUAGAUAGAUAGAUGUUUCAGUCACUAGUUAUAGAGUAGGCCAAGGAGCUGCAUGUUAUUCAAAGAGAAAGAUACAAUCAUAUCUACGUUGAAUGCAUUACUGUAUUAAUUUUUUUUGGUAUACCUCUUUUAUCCAAGGGAAAAACAAGACUUUUCUUCUUCUUUUUUUUUUUGGUUCUUUUUUUCGGAGCUGGGGACCGAACCCAGGGCCUUGCGCUUCCUAGAUAAGCGCUCUACCACUGAGCUAAAUCCCCAGCCCCAAGACUUUUCUUCUUCAACAGUUGAACUAUGACUUUCUCCCUGACAGCUGGGCAUCAGGGGCUGGGGAAAUGGUUCAAGAGAAAUUGCUCGGCGUGCAAGCUUGAAGCCCAGGUUCCUAUCCCCUAAUCCCAUGUAAAAACUGGACCUGGUGGUGUGCUCCUGUAACCCCAGUGCUGGGAGGCACACAUGCAUAUGCUACAUAUACACACAAAAUAAAAAUGUAAAAGUCAGUAAAUAACAAUGAGACAAAAUAAUGUAAAACUGGCUUCUAGAUAAGACUUAGGAAGAAUGGGUACAAUCAAGCUGCACUACAAUGUCUGAACUUUCUGCUGAUUAAAUGACAGUAUCCAAAGCAAGGUGGUAGUGGAAAUAAGCAAGAUUGAAUUUUGUAUUCUAAAAUCAUAAAAAUGUUUGGAUUGUUUCUCUAGUGCCAUUUAAUGGGACUUUUGGCAUCCAGCCAGCCUAGGAGUACCCCAUUGGCAGGGACCCCUUUUUUUAAUUUUUUGCACAUUUGGCAUUUUUCUUUCUAUUGACUUUUCAUGAGUAAGUUCCUAUGUAUCUUCUCACUGAUACCAGAACUUCUAAGGAAAUAUGGCUGAAGAGAAAAUGUAGAACAAUCACUUUAUGUUUGACCAUCCUUUAGGCCUCCUGAAAUUACAAAAGUGUUAGAUAUAUUCUUAGAGUGUAUUCUAGGAAGAGACCCCAUAGCCUUCAUGAAAUUCUCCUUGGCAUUAAAAGGGUAACCAUUGUGAUAUGGCUCUACUAACAGGGUCUUCAUGGUUCACUGCUCUAGGGUUGUCUCUUCCUAAUACGGACAAAAGUCUCGAGGUUCUGAGUGGAGAUGGGAUUGGAGGUGCAUGUUUGGGGACCCUCCAGUUUUAGGAUGUUCUGUUUGCAAGGAAGGACUAUCUGUAGUUGGGUCAAUGGUGUUUUUUUCUGGAAACAAAAUUGAAAGAGAACAAUAGGCAAAGGAGAAAUAAACACCUGGAAAAGUUAAAUCCCAAAUCUCUCAUUUUUAUCACAUUAAAACCGUGGGUCAAGGCACCUGAUGCCAAGCCUGGCUAACCAAGUCCAUUCUCUGGGACUCAGGUAGCCAAAGGAGAGAACCAACUGCCACGAGUUGUUCUCAGAUCACCAGGAUGGUCACCACUUAUGUCUGCAUUAUUUCGUCUUCGCUUCAGUAGUUAACUUGUUAGACUUUGUCAGUUUGUCUGUCUAAGUUCUUUAUUUUGACAGAGUAUUUUUGAUCAGGGAUCUGUUUUGGGGACGAUAGCUUGAAUUUAGGAGUUGUAAACUCACGUGGACAAUGUGGCAAGACAUGGUCCUAGACAAACAAACAAGCAAAGAAACCCAGUGACAUUUCAAUUCUACCCUUGUCACACAGAGUAAUAGUGUCAAUCAAAUAGGGUUUUGGUGAGGAGAAGAUGGGACAGGAAGUUCAAAUAUCUUAAAUAACUCUAAAUAGUGCCAUAUCAGGAGUUUUACUGCUUUUUAAGCAGUUAGUGUUGCUGUCGUCGUCAUAGUUGUCGUCAUCAUUAUCACUACCACCACAUCAUCAUCACCACCACCACCAUCAUCAUCAUCACCCCCAUCAUCAUCACCCAUAACAUCCACAUUGUAUAUUCCCAUGACUGGAUGAUGUCAAACAUACAUAUUAAAAACUGCCCACAGGUGUAAAGGAAGGGAAUGCUCAGUCUGAUGAACCUCUUGUUUAUUACAGGGUUUUGGAUAGAGUUUCUUUUUUUAUUUUAAUUUUUAAAUAUUUAUUUGAUGUGUAUGAGUAUUUUGCCUGCAUGUAUAUUUGUGCACCAUGUGACUGCAUUGACCUCAGUGGCCAGAAGGGGCAUCAACACCCCCCCCACCCCCCACCCCCACCCCCACACACUGGUCUUAAGAAUGCUUGUGAGCUGCCAUUUGGGUUCUGGGAUUCAAACUUGAAUCCUUUGUCCAAGCAACCAGUGCUCUUAACCACUGAGCUGUCUCUCUAGCCCCCUGAAAGGGGUUUCUUAUAAGAUAUGUCACUUUUAUUCAUGGAUGAAUGGCAAUAUAAAUGUCUCUUUUGUUGUGAUAAACCUCUUAACAAUGAAGCUUAGUUAGAAGCUCAGUAAGGACAGGGACAUCUCUGUUUUGUGAUCAUAUGUCCUCAGUAGUGUAUGACUAAGGAAAGCAUUGCGUUAAGUCUUUAUUUUCCUCAGUGUUUUUCUUUGGCUUCCUUUUAGCUUAAAAAAAAGUAGUUGAUUUUACAUCCAACAGUUUUGCUGAAAGUCAAAUCAGUAAUUUAACCACUAAAAUUGAUGGUUAAAAUAGGAUCUUCCUUGGAAUGACGUUGUUUUGUUUGAAGCAAAUGACUCGGGAGACAAGAUUUAAUUCAACUUAAGAUUAUUUGGACUUGUGGUGUUUAUGUUCGUAUGUUCUCUGUUGUUAUAACAGAAUACCUGAGAUGGAGUAAUUUAUAAAGGAAAUGUAUUUUUCCUUUGAUUCUGGAGGCUAGAAUGCCAGAUGCACUGUGCUUGUGUCGUUUGACUUUUGGUGAAGGCUUAGGCAGCUUUAGCUGUCAUGGUAGGAAGCAGAAGGACAGCUGUGUUUGUGUGAAGAGAAAAUAAAGGGGUUCAGCUUCUGUAGUAACUAACUCAAAAUACAUCAGUCCAUUCACGAGAACACGACUGACAUGUUCUAGAACCUCUUACCACACUCUGCUUUCCAACAGUUACACGUUCAGAGGAAAAAGCCUCGACAUAAACUCAUACACAUCAAAUUAUCGUGUGUGUGUGUGUGUGUGUGUGUGUGUGUGUGUGUGUGUGUGUGUUGAAAAAUAUGUGGUCUUAAAGACCCCUCCCCUUUUCUUCCUUCCACUCUCAUUACCUCCUUUCCUCUCCCCUCUCCUUUCUUCUCUCUUCCCCCCUCCCCCCUCAUUUCCUCUCUCUUCCCCUUCUCUCCCCUCUCUCUCUGGGUAUUAAAUCUAGAACCUUGUAUGCACUGGGUAACUGAUUUGUCACUGAGCAACACCUCGACCACUAUGUUUUCAAUAAGGAAUUCUUUCAACUCAUCCCACCCUUGCUGCCACCCCCUCCAAGCCUCAUGAAUUUUUACAGUGUUUCCUAAACUGGCCUGGAACCCAUGGGCUCAAGUGGUCUUUUUCACAUUAGCUUCCCAAGAAGCCAGGGUUACAGGUUUGUGCCACUGCCCCUGGCGAAGAGUGUUUCUCAAGUAUUUUAUGAGUCUGGUAUAGCCAUGUGGGUCUGUGUUUCCUGGCACUUGGGAGUCUACUGCAAGAAGAUUGUAUGAGGCCAGGGUCUCAGGGCAAGUCUGGGCAAUAUAGUGAGAUCUACCUGAAGAUAAAUAAGUAAAUAAAUACCUAUGAAUAAAAAAGGUUUAUUUUUAUUUCAUAUGGGUAUUUUGCAUGUAUGUGCAUAUGUGUUUUAUGUGUGUGCCUGGUGCCCUCUAAGGCCAGAAGAUGCUGCUGGUUCCUCUGGAACUGGAAUUAUAGCUGUUUGUGAGCUGUCGUGUAGAUGCUGGAACUGAACCUGGGUCUCUGCAAAAGUGGUGAGUGCUCUUAACCAGUGAGAUCUUUCCAGCUCCAAAUAAACACCCUUGACUCUCACGUCUUAGAAGAAAGUUCUGUGUAGCCUACUUGGAUAUGUACAACGAGAGAAAUCAGCUUGCCAUGGCAGAAUGCGAAUCGAGACGGUCCUGUUUGAAAAUGCACAUUCAGCUGGCAUGGUUUGAGGAUUAACCAAGACUGACUUGGGACUUGGAGGCAUUUUGAAUGUCUCUGGUCAUAGAAGUUCCACAUUUUCUACAAAUAUGCAGUGAACUCUGGACAUGUGGUGGAUGGAGUGAAAUGGUGUCUAUCUCUAGCAAAUGGAGUCAGAGCCUGGAGAUACAAACUAUAGAAUACUUUUAGUAUUUUUGUUUUGAUAGCGAAUUUUCCUACUGUUUAUGCAGUUGGAAUCAUGUGAUUUCUAAUCUACUGAAAUGUAAUACCAUUCUUUCUGGAGUCGGGCGAGGGUUGUAAUAAUAGUGCCAUCAUCGGCUAAUCAGAGACUUGGGGCUUUUCUGUUUCCUAUGGCAGAUAGGUUGGUAUUGUAGAAUAUUAAGUGGUUUAUUUAUUAAAAUAAGAGUAUUAAUUUUAGCUUUUGAUAUAGUAUCUAUUUUCCACUGAGGAUUAUACCCUCUGAUUUCAAGGCUUGGAUAUGGAGGAAUAACAACACAGUUAGAAAUGGAAAAUUAGAGUCUGUUUGCUCU